Molecule: messenger RNA, 2057 nt
Organism: Camellia sinensis
Lineage: Eukaryota; Viridiplantae; Streptophyta; Magnoliopsida; Ericales; Theaceae
Gene: FZR3
Product: FIZZY-related 3
Biological process (GO): positive regulation of anaphase-promoting complex-dependent catabolic process; anaphase-promoting complex-dependent catabolic process; positive regulation of ubiquitin protein ligase activity
Cellular component (GO): anaphase-promoting complex
Molecular function (GO): anaphase-promoting complex binding; protein binding; ubiquitin ligase activator activity
Source: RefSeq, a predicted model, not a curated record
CACACCCAGAGAUAUCCAGCGCCCAUUAGACAGCUUGCUCUACACAAUUGACCGUUGUCACACACUCUUCACCAACCUAAAUACUUCAAUUAAAAACACUUUCAAAAACUAGUAAAGCAGCUCUCUUUCCUUUCCUUCUCUUCUCUUCUCUUCUCUUUCUCUGUCUAUCUCUCACUCAAAAACCCUAGAAAAGCCCUCUGUUUACCAUUACCAAGCAGCUCUCUCAAUCAAUCAAUCUCCAGCAAACCCAUCUCAUUUCAUCGAAUUCCAAAUCAAACCCAUAAUUUUUUUUUAGGAAAAAUUUUUUUUAGGAAAAAUGGACUCAACCCAGAGGCGGAAAAGCGGGAUCAACCUCCCAGCUACCAUGUCCGAGACCUCUCUUCGUCUCGACACCUUCUCUGCUUCUUCUCCGAUUCGCACCGUAUCGAAUCUUCAAUCCCCGAGGACUAUGUCUCCUCGGACGAUCUCCAACUUGUCUUCCUCGCCUUCUUCGUCGAAAUCGGCGUCUUGCAGCGACAGAUUCAUACCCUGCCGAUCGUCUUCUAGGCUCCACACUUUUGGCCUCGUCGAUAAGGCUUCUCCCGCCAAAGAGGGAGGGAACGAGGCUUAUUCGAGGUUGUUGAAAUCCGAGCUUUUUGGGUCUGAUUUUGGGUCUUUUUCUUCUCCUGCAGGUCAGGGAUCACCGAUGAGUCCUAGCAAGAACAUGUUCAGGUUCAAGACGGAUCAUUCGGGGCCCAACUCGCCUUACUCGCCGUCGAUUUUGGGAAGUGAUACUGGGUUCAACUCGGAGAAUUCGACCCCUCCUAAGCCGCCUAGGAAGGUGCCCAAGACACCCCAUAAGGUUCUAGAUGCCCCAUCACUCCAAGAUGACUUCUACUUGAACUUAGUUGAUUGGUCCUCGCAGAAUGUUCUUGCAGUUGGAUUAGGCACCUGUGUUUAUUUAUGGACUGCAACAACCAGCAAAGUGACAAAGUUGUGCGACUUAGGACCUACUGACGGUGUGUGCUCAGUCCAGUGGACUCGGGAGGGUUCAUACAUAUCAAUUGGCACAAAUCUUGGUCAAGUUCAGGUUUGGGAUGGGACUCAGUGCAAGAGAGUGAGAACCAUGAGUGGGCAUCAAACAAGGACUGGUGUCUUGGCUUGGAGCUCGCGUAUAUUAUCUUCUGGGAGUAGAGACCGCAACAUACUUCAGCAUGAUCUUCGUGUACCAAAUGAUUUCGUUAGCAAGCUUGUUGGCCACAAAUCUGAGGUAUGUGGAUUGAAAUGGUCUCAUGAUGACCGGGAACUUGCGUCAGGAGGCAAUGAUAAUCAGCUUUUGGUAUGGAACCAGCAUUCUCAGCAGCCCGUUCUAAAGCUGACCGAGCACACAGCUGCUGUCAAGGCCAUUGCUUGGUCGCCCCACCAGAAUGGCCUUCUCGCAUCUGGAGGUGGAACUGCUGAUCGGUGCAUUCGCUUCUGGAACACUACGAAUGGCAAUCAGUUAAACAGUGUCGACACAGGGAGCCAGGUAUGCAAUCUAGCAUGGAGUAAAAAUGUGAAUGAGCUAGUAAGCACUCAUGGGUAUUCCCAGAAUCAAGUUAUGGUGUGGAAAUAUCCAUCAAUGGCGAAGGUUGCAACUCUAACUGGCCAUAGUUUGCGGGUACUCUAUCUUGCCAUGUCACCUGAUGGCCAGACAAUAGUGACAGGAGCAGGGGAUGAGACACUGCGGUUUUGGAAUGUAUUCCCAUCCAUGAAAACACCAGCACUUGUUAAGGACACGGGAGUUUGGUCAUUAGGAAGAACUCAAAUUCGAUGACAAAUUGGCCGGCUUUUCUGUUUGAUUAUUUUGUAAAUGCAGAUGUUAUACUUCAGAUGCUGGCGGGGAGAGGUGGCAGAUUUUAUUUUAUUUUUUUCAAGUGCAGUGACUAGUGUUUAAUGGCAAGUUUUUUUUUUCAAAGAUUAAACAAUUGUAAAGUGUUUUUUUUUUUUUUUUUUUUUGAAGUUAUUUCAAUGUCAAUACUUGAUAUUUCAGACUGGAUUUUGAAAGGUUAAUAAAAAUUUCGGCUCUUUUGGUUGUA